Mizuhopecten yessoensis (Yesso scallop) is the source of this 6435-nucleotide messenger RNA. RefSeq names its product peroxisome assembly factor 2-like. Gene Ontology annotation, molecular function: ATP hydrolysis activity; ATP binding. Gene Ontology annotation, biological process: protein import into peroxisome matrix. Gene Ontology annotation, cellular component: peroxisomal membrane; cytosol. The record is from RefSeq and is a predicted model, not a curated record. The transcript is spliced from 20 exons. Lineage: Eukaryota; Metazoa; Mollusca; Bivalvia; Pectinida; Pectinidae. Bases 1 to 3375 code for a protein of 1124 amino acids.
AUGAAAGUCCAACGGAGACAGUUAGCACGAUUUCAUAUCGAAGAACAUACUCCAACAAGUCAUCCAUUGCAUUUGUCCAUCAGUGAAAAAGAUGCCGAAAAACUAGGAAUACCAACGAAAGAGGACUCAAAAUUAUGUUUCCUGUCUGUGUGUUGUAAAAGAUCAUCUGAUCUCGACUUCAGUUUCAGCAGCUCUUUUCCUGUCACUCCUUCCUCUGGUGGGCAGAUCAGUGGUAGUACUUCCCCUAGUGGGAGCAUCCGCUUCCCCUCUUCCUGCUCCUGUGAUCCCCACAUUGAGUCUACAAAUAUAUGCUGUGAUCAGGACUGGCUGGACAUAGCUGUAUGCGUUUGGAUAAGAAAAGAGCAGGGGGACAUUGUUGACAGAAAAUUGAAACCUGAGUAUAGUGACUUUUUAGUUUUGAAUGGAACUCCGAACUUUUUAGCACAUUACCAAAUCGCCGCUGAAGAUGAUUUGUACAUCAGACCAGUUAAAAUAUACCCAAUUCAGAAAAUUGUUAUUGGUGUGUCAAAUUUCAACGCAUACCGCUGGCUACAGAAAGUUAAUUUUUGUACAGGACUGUUGGUGGAAGUGUGUUUACACCCCAUACUGGUCAGGGAGAAUGAUAUCUUCCUGGCACCAUUCUCAAAAAUCUUCCUAAGUGACUCGGAAUUUGAUCCUUCAUUCUAUUUUGACAUGCAAGUGUUAGAAUGUUGCCCACUUCGAGUUGGUAGAAUCACAGUGAAUACAGAGAUUAUAAUCUCAUACAUUGACCAAGAUGUCCAUAGGAGCAGUGCUGAUUUUACUUUGGACAGUCCGACAAAGGCCAUGGCUUCUAAGAGUGUUGACCAGUACCUAAUAUCAGACUUUUGUCAGCCAAUGAGGCCAGAUUCACUGACACUCAAUGCCAAAACUAUUGGCGUCCAGAAAUCCUCUACACAACCUCUGUACAUAUCCUUUAAUUACCAAGUAGUACAGCAACAUAUUCUCUGGAAGCGACUUUUAAUCAAACCACAACAAAAAGUGACUUUUGAUCCUCUAUACUACAUAGGUAUGACUAAACAAACAAUGCUACAGCAUGGAUUCUUUGAAGAAAGUCUUGUCCGUGUAUCACUGGAUGAUACAUCUCAACCCUUUUCCGUACCGUUUAGACUUGGUCUGGUCAAGUGUAUAACAGAGUCCCUAGAAAACACCAAUAAAGUGUUCAUUUCACCUCUGAUGUUGUUCAACUUGCAAAUGACCUGUGCCAAGCCUCAUGGCAUAAUUGGACCUAUAAGGAUUGAGAAAUACCACUAUGAACAAGAUGAGCAUGAAGUUGAUUCUGGAACAACAAGUUCGUGCUGGAGCAGUAAGAUUCCGUUGGCCAGAGAAGUACAGAUCUCCAUAGUGAUAAGCCCGUACUACAGUCCAAGAGCCAUUCACACGGAGGCUAUCAAGACCUACUUCAAUGUCCCAAGGCUGAUGACCAAAGGUGACAUUAUACCAAUCAGGAGUACAGAUGAUCCAGAAUUCAGUACCCUGGGUAUGGACACAGAGAAGAGGAACCCAGUGGUUUUCUUCAAGGUGGUCAAGAUUGAUGGACCAGAGGUUCCCCUCCCAUGUUACAUCUGUGAUAGUGGUUCUACUAGACUCAUACAGGUUGGGUCUGUACACAGUUACAUCCCAGUUACCGCUACCUCCUACUUGUCAAGGAAUCCCCUUACCUACUGGGAGCAGACCUACCUGUUUGGCCUCAACAAAUAUGCUGACCGCUUGGAAGAACUUAUCAGACCCUUACUCCACAACAGCCUUUCAAGUCCUCAUUUGAAAGAUGUCUUAAGAUCUAUAAUGCUGAUUGGUCCAUCAGGAUGUGGGAAGACAACCAUGGCAACUGCUGUUGCUCGGAGACUGAACCUUCACAUUUAUAAGGUAAACUGUCACAGACUAUAUGGGGAAUCUGCUAGAGUGAUGGAAGCACGCAUCAAAGACGUCUUCAAUGCAGCCAGUAACUUCUCGCCCUGUAUCCUGUACCUACAUAGUAUACAUGCCCUGGGCAAGGACAAGGAGAGAAACACGGACGAUCCGAGGGUGGCGAGUAGUUUUCAGCUGUGUCUCCGACAGCAGAGGAGGGAGCUACUUGAGUACCCUGUUAUUGUGAUUGGGUCUACGCAUUCACCUAAUAUGCUUGCUGCAGAUGUGAGGGACUCUUUCCUUCACGAAAUACCGAUAGAAGCACCUAAUGAGGCGGAGCGGUCUGAGAUAUUGGACGGACUGCUACAGAAUGUCAACUACUCUGGGGAUUUAUCAGGACAGUACCUUGCUCAAAGAACAGCAGGUUUUAUAUUAGGAGAUCUGACUGCACUGAUUUCCCAUGCAAAACAGGAUGCCUAUGGAAAAGUGUGUAAGCUGUGUGGUGACGGCCGCCACCUGCUGUCGUAUGACGAAGAGGAAGACUUAUCCAUGGCCGGAGUGGUGGUUCAACAGGAGAAUUUUGUGUCUGCCUUAGACAAACUUCAGGCUGCUCACUCAGACACCAUUGGGGCACCCAAGAUUCCAAAUGUAACCUGGGCUGAUGUUGGAGGCCUGGCCGAUGUUAAAUCUGAUAUCCUCGACACUGUACAGCUCCCUCUACAGUUUCCUGAGCUGUUGGCUGCUGGAUUGCGGCGAUCAGGUGUGUUACUAUAUGGACCACCAGGAACAGGGAAGACACUUCUUGCCAAAGCUGUCGCCACAGAAUGUUCACUCAACUUUCUCAGUGUUAAAGGCCCAGAACUGAUCAACAUGUAUGUCGGGCAGAGUGAACAAAAUGUCAGGGAAGUGUUUCAUCGUGCCAGGAGUGCCACACCCUGUGUUAUAUUCUUUGAUGAGCUGGACUCUCUUGCCCCUAACCGGGGAAAGAGUGGUGAUUCUGGAGGAGUCAUGGAUAGGGUUGUUUCUCAGAUGUUGGCAGAGUUGGAUGGCCUUCAUAAGUCAUGUGAUGUGUUUGUGAUUGGAGCGACGAACAGGCCAGACUUAUUAGAUCCCGCCCUACUUCGACCUGGCAGGUUUGAUAAAUUGCUGUACCUCGGUGUCAGUGAUGACAACGACUCUAAGCUCCGGAUAAUCAAGGCCCUCACCAGGAAAUUUAAGCUUGCAGAUGACUGUGAUUUGUCUGCAGUGGUAGCUGAAUGUCCCAAAAAUUUGACUGGUGCUGACUUUUAUGCCUUGUGCUCUGAUGCCAUGCUUAACGCCAUUAAAAGACGGAUACAGGCACUAGAAACAGGUGAAACAAAAGACCAGCAAAAUGUGAAGGUGUCAGAACAAGAUUUCCUGGAUGCUCUUUCAACUCUAACGCCUUCUCUGUCAGAACAGGAACUAGACCACUACAGACAGUUACAACAGGAGUUUAACAGGCAGUGAAGACAAAUCUUGUAUGAUGUGAUGGAUACUGUUAGAGCUAGCUCACUACCACUACAUGUAUUUAUAGGCAGUGAGGUCAAAUCUUGUACGAGUUGAUGGAUACUAUUAGAGCUAGCUCACUAUACAUGUAUUUAUAGGCAGUGAGGUCUAAUCUUGUAUGAUGUGAUGGAUACUGUUAGAGCUAGCUCACUACCACUAGGCAGUGAGGUCAAAUCUUGUACGAGUUGAUGGAUACUAUCAGAGCUAGCUCACUAUACAUGUAUUUAUAGGCAGUGAGGUCUAAUCUUGUAUAAUGUGAUGGAUACUGUUAGAGCUAGGUCACUACCACUACAUGUAUUUAUAGGCAGUGAGGUCAAAUCUUGUACGAUGUGAUGGAUACUAUUAGAGCUAGGUCACUACCACUAGGCAGUGAGGUCAAAUCUUGUACGAUGUGAUGGAUACUAUUAGAGCUAGCCCACUAUACAUGUAUUUACAGGCAGUGAGGACUGAGGAAGCAUAUAAUAUACAUGUUAUGUACAGUAGAGAUAUACUGAUUCCAACUAUACUGCUAGUUACAUCAGCAGAUCAACAGACAGCAAGAAGGAAUCAUUUCCUUAUUUUACAGUGAUAAUGGGUGAAGUGUACAGUUGGAACUCACUGGUAUUACUGACCAUUAUAGAAGAUAAACUGAGGAUGCUCUCUCACUUCUGUAAUGAUAUCCAACAGUCUGUGAGAAUUACAGAAGGUGUAGUUUGUUACAGAGAGUUACAGAAGGUGUAGUUUGUUACAGAGAGUUACAGGCCUAGAGUCAGUUUUAUUUUCAGUAGAAAUGGAUAUACUGCUGACUUUUUCAAUAGGAAAACAAACUCGUAGAUAUCCAGAUAAUAUGAAAUCCUUAUGUACUUUAGAUUUUUUUACUAGUGAUGGUUUUAUUUUUCCGUCGUAAUUUUAAAUAACCCUGUGAGUUACAGUUACUUAAAAGUGUAAAUGGUGUAGUCCAGAAUUUUCACUCUGCAACCAACGCAGCAUCAAUUGUGCACUAUAUAGUAGUGUUCUGUCAAAUGGACUAUGACUAUCAGCUAAUAAUAAAGAGGAAACAUGGAUUUUUUCUAUAACAUGUCAAUAAAGGUAGGUUUUUAUCUAAAAAAUAAAAAAAUGUAUUAAUCAAUGUCAGCAAGUUCUAUGGAACGUGUUAUCUCAAAAUAUUUACCAUCGUAUGGCAUUGUCACUAUAUAAUCCUACCAAAUUCAGUUUGCAUUCAUAUAGGCUAUGAAUGUCAUGGACUGAUUGUUGACGUCUUCAUUAUUAUGACGUCAUUGUUGUUACGUUGGAUACCACUGACCCUCCCUGGGCGAUGGUUGUUCUAUUCAUUGAACAAGCAUACACCAUACAUACAUUUUUUUUUUUGCUUAUAAAUAAUAUUUAAAAUGUAAAAGUAACGAUUAUAUAUGAGAAUCAACUUCAUGUUUGACAAAAGAAGACUGAAGUACAUUACAGUACUCUGAUGCUAUACCAAAAAAACAACAAUGGGUUUUAUAAACUUUCCAAUCUGAAAUUAUGUUUAAAAAAAUUCAGCUGAGGAAGAUAGCUGUUAUUUGCUUAAUUUGUUAUUUAAAACUCUGUUUAUAAAUGCUUUGUACACAUACCAGUAAAGAUAUAUAAGGUAGAGAGGGACUUCCUGUAAUUACAUAUUGUACAUGGUGUAUUUUUGUCUCAGCUUAUCGGACUCGGACCAGUUAAAACAAAUUGUGUCGUUAAUUUGUAAAGUAAUGAUGGAUGAAUGAUGGAUUUUCUGUCGCCUUUCUCUGUUUGCUUGUGAUUUGAUUAUGUGCCAACAAUUAUAAUAUAAUGCUAAAAUUAUAAAGUAAAUCAGUCAGCUUUUUUCAACCUUUUUCAUUGUUACAUGUAGUGGGGCAAAACUUGUGACAGUGAAAAUAAUCAUGAUCAUGAUGUCAACGUCCAAUAAAAAGCUGUAUGUAUGAUUUGAAUGUUGACUGCUUCUGUUUUGUUACUGACGGGUAUUCAAUCAUGCGUUGUUAAUUAUUAAUUAUUUUGUACAAUUGUUAAUGUAUAUUCAAAUUAUAUUUAUUCCAGAUUCCAAUAAUUUUUGUUAUUAAAGUAACUUAAUAUAUUUUGUGUAUUACUUUUAAAAGUACCUCGCCCCAGUUUCAUAAAAUAACAUUUACCACCUGGUUUUUAAAUUACCUGGGAAAAACAACCAGUGAAGAAGAGAAUUUUUGUGAGGCUGGAGCCAGAUACUACUGUGAAAUCACUAAUUUUUGAAGAGGGGGGUUGGAAAACCACAAAAUUUGGGCCCCACAAAAAUACCUGAUUUCACAGUGUAUAUUACUGUUUAUGAGAAUAAAAACAAUUGUCAAUUGUUGUAAAUGUUGAUCGUUCUUUUAACUGACAUUUAAUGUCACACAUAUAUAUACAAAUAACUGGUACAACAUGUAUCAUGUAAACAUUGUUAUGUAAUACUAAUUUUUAUAUUGCAUUGUUGUGACAUACUUUGUACUGUGAUCUUGAUUGAUGUAAAACUUGUAUGUGAAAACUUAUUUUAUGCUCAAAUAUUUUGUUAGUUUUAAAUCAUAUAUAGUGAACCUCAACAACCUGACACUUCAUGUGUAAAUCUGGUAGUUUUUGUUACAGGCCUGUUUUUUUAUCAUGAAAAUGUUUUGAACACUUUUGAUUUCUUUAAAUCUUAAAUCUGAGAAUUCUCACUGAAUUUGCAUUGUUUGAGAUUUUCCUCUAUGUUGAGAUUUAACAUGCAACUAGGGUUAAGUUCUGGUGAAUCAAAGACCACCACAUGAUGCCUUUUUUUUCAGCAUAACAGAAAGUGUUUGGAAGGAUUGCAGACAAAAAGUAUAAAAUAACUGUUCUACCAUAACUACUGACAAAAGUGAUCCAGGGCAAUCUUUGUUAGUUGAUGAAAACCGAGUAAAAUUUCAAUCACAACAUGCCAGGGGACAAGUUUUGUGUAUUAAUUAGAUCUAGGGGUAAUUGUAGAAUAAUAGAAUCUCUCACCCCCUUGUGGGUGAGAUAGGAGAAUCUUUCCCCGAGGGUUGAGAUUCCCCUAUC